Tinamus guttatus (white-throated tinamou) is the source of this 1323-nucleotide messenger RNA. NCBI's taxonomy places the organism in Eukaryota, Metazoa, Chordata, Aves, Tinamiformes, Tinamidae. The record is from RefSeq and is a predicted model, not a curated record.
GAGAGUAUUUUGGAGCCUCUCUCUCUGCCAGAAAGCCCAGCUGGUGAUGCUGCUGCAGAAACCUCCCCCUAUGUGCCUUGCAUUUUCUGCAAAGAGUGCUACCUCCUAGCGGAACAAAGCCAGCUCCUCAAGCACAUGAUCAUUGAACACAAGCUGGUCAUAGCAGAUGUGAAACUGGUUGCAGAUUUUCGAAGAUACAUCUUGUAUUGGAAGAAGAGGUUCACAGAGCAGCCCAUCACAGACUUCUGCAGUGUCAUAAGAACAAAUUCAGCAGCUCCGCUAGAAGAGCAGGACAAUUAUUUUCUCCUAUGUGAUGUUCUACCAGAAGACAGAUUACUUAGAGAACAGCUUCAGCAAAAGAGGCUGAGAGAAAUUAUAGAACAGCAACAGCAGGAGAGAUAUGACACAAGAUUUCAGAGCACAUGUAUGUUUUGUGAUCAGGAAUUCACAGGAAAUAGAUCUGUCCUUCUCAAUCACAUGGCAAGAGAGCAUGCUUUUAACAUUGGGCUGCCAGAUAACAUUGUGAAUUGUUAUGAAUUUUUGGCUAUAUUGCAGAAUAAACUUGACAAUUUGCAGUGUUUAUAUUGUGAAAAAGUCUUCAGAGACAAAAACACACUUAAAGAUCACAUGAGAAAGAAACAGCAUCGCAGGAUCAAUGCCAAAAACAAAGAAUACGACAGAUUUUAUAUCAUUAAUUACUUGGAAUUUGGAAAGUCCUGGGAGGAAGUACAGUCAGAAGAUGACCGGGAAUUGUUAGACAACCUAGAAGAAGACUGGUCUGACUGGGAAGAGCAUCCCAUGUGUGCAGUUUGCCUGUUCUGUGAACAACAAGCAGACACCACAGAAAAACUUUAUUCUCACAUGCAGAAAUCACAUGGAUUUGACUUUCUUAAAAUAAAGUCAGAGCAUGGACUGAAUUUUUAUCAGCAAGUAAAACUAGUGAAUUUCAUCAGAAGAGAAAUCCAUCAUUGUCGUUGUUACAUUUGCCAGGAGAAAUUUCAAUCUAAAACAGAAUUGAUAAGUCAUAUGGAAGAGACCAAACACAUUACAUUCCUGCCAGCCAAGUCGACAUGGGAUCAACCACAGUAUUAUUUUCCAACCUAUGAAAAUGACACACUCUUGUGCACACUGUCAGACAGUGAAGAUCUGACAGCUGACAAUAGUAGUGAGGAUGUCCCUGUUGUAAGUGAAGAUACAUGUAAUCUAAAAGCUCUUAAACAGAGCAGUGUUUUAAAUCAGCUCCUGUAUGAAGAGGAAAGAAGUCAGGAGAAACUUUGGCCUUCAGUUACCAUCACUGACCUUUGAUUGGUUCACCUCCAAGAC